AUCCAGACAUUCUUUAGCAUCGCUCGACAUUGCGACGAGCUUUACACUCGUUUCACACAUUCGUUUUCGGAUAGUGAGGACCACUGCAUCAAGAUGCGGUUCCUGAACAACAACCUCGCCGGGCUGGCGACCGCAACGCUCCUCGCCAGCACCGCAGUCAACGCAGCGACCCCUGCGACCAACAACAACAUUAAUAACAACAAUACCGGCACUGCCACCGAUGCCCCAAAGCGCUUCAUUGUCGAGCUCAAGACCCUCGGCUGCGGCAAGCGUGUCAAGGCCCGCGUCGCCGCGGCCCCGGGCAUGCGCGUGGCCAAGACCUUUGACCACGACCUCUUCCCAGCGCUGACGGUCGAGUGCGACGCCUGCGAUGCCGACUCUCUAUCGCGCGUGCUCGACGGUGGCGAGCAGACCGGCUCGGCCCCCGUCGCCGCCGUGUACACGCCGAGCAUCAUGACGCUGCGCCUGCCCGAGCAAGGGCCCAGCUUCGCCGACGACUCGGCGGCGGCCAACUACACGUUCCACGGCCUCACGGGCGUCGCGGAGCUGCACGAGCAGGGCAUCCUGGGCGCCGGCGCGAUGGUGGCGAUUGUGGACAGCGGCGUCGAGUGGACGCACGAGGCGCUCGGAGGCGGCUUCGGGUCGCCGUCUGACAAGGUCAUUGGCGGCUACGACCUCGUCGGCGACGGCGACUGGCCCAACUCGCCGGCCAAGCCCGACGACGAGCCCAACGACCAGUUUGGCCACGGCACGCACGUCGCCGGCAUCGUCGCCGGCCGCAGCGCGCAGUUUGUCGGCGUCGCUCCCGAGGCAAAGAUCCUCGCGUACAAGAUCAUCGGCGCGUACGGGCAGAGCAACGAGGAGAUGGUCAUCGAGGGCUUCCUGAGGGCCUUUGACUCGGGCGCCGACAUCAUCACGGCGUCGGUCGGCGAGAAGGGCGGCUUCACCCACAGCGCGUGGGCCAAGCUGGCGUCGAGGAUGGUCGACCGCGGUGUUCUUGUCACCGUCGCCGGCGGCAACGACGGCGAGGACGGGGCGUUCCUCAUGUCCAAUGGCGCUGCUGGUGAGAACGUCCUGACUGUCGCCGCCACGGCCCCGGACAUGGUACCUGCGUACCCCUUUACCAUCUCCUUCAAGUCGGGCAGCAACACCACGGCCGCACAGAACAGCGAGGCCGCAUACCUGCCCGCCAGCGGCCGCCAGGGCCCCGACUUCUUUCCGGACACCAUUGCCGGCUGGCCCAUCGUGCCCCUGACUCUCGACCCGGCCGUGGCCGCCGACGCGUGCCAGCCUGUCGCGACCGCCCCGGCGGGACUGACCCCUGAGUCGAUCCUCCUCGUCCGCAACGGCGGCUGCCCGUUCUACACCAAGCAGGCCAACCUCGCCUCGCUCAACGCGCCGUACAUCCUCUUCUACCAGGACAAUGCGACCCCGUACGUGCCACCCACCAACCGCGCGCCGACCAAGGUCGCCGUCAUCGACGCCGCCGCGGGCGAGGCCAUUGUCAAGGUCCUCAUGGCCGGCAACCAGAGCAGCGUGACGGCGAGCUUCGACAAGGAGACGACGCGGUUCGUCGGGCUCCGCGACGCCAACGGCGCCGGCAGACCGGCCGCCUUCACCCAGUGGGGUCCCAACUACGACAUGCAGAUGAAGCCCGACGUCGCCGCCCCCGGAGUUAAGGUGCUCAGCAGCUACACGGGCGGCGGCUACCGGGUGCUCAGCGGCACCAGCAUGGCCACCCCUUACGUCGCAGGCGUCGCCGCGCUCUGGGUCGGUAAGUACGGCGGGCGCAAGAGCGGCAACCCGGACUGGGCCAAGCAGCUGUCAGCGCGCAUCAUGUCGACAGCCCGUUCUGCCCCCUGGGUCGACGGGCUCAACGGGUCCGUCAGCGCCGACUUCCUCGCUCCUCCCGUGCAGAUAGGCGCGGGCGGCCUUCACGCGGGUCGCAUCUUCGCCGCCACGACCGAGCUCGCCUUCGAGUCGCGCAAGUUUGCCCUCAACGACACGGCGCACUUCAACGCUGAGCAGGUCGCGCAGCUGACCAACACCGGACCAGAGCCAGUCACGUACGAGUUCAGUCUCGAGCCCGCCGCGGGCUUCAACUCAUGGACGCCAGGUAUCGAGGGCCAGCCCGGCUUCGGUAGGGAGUCGUUCAAGGGGUACUUUGACUUUAAGCCGCUUCGCAUCGUCCCGGAGGUCGCCAUGCCGCCUUCCCUGACCCUCGCCCCCGGCCAGACUGGCUUUGCCAACUUCACCUUCUCCGUCCCGACGGGCGUCGACGCCGCCAGCAUCCCGCUCUACGGCGGCCGCGUCAUCAUAAAGGCCAGCAACGACAAGACCGGCCAGCACACCCUCGCGAUCCCCUACGCCGGCGCGGCCGCCGACAUCAAGGCCGUCGUCCCGGGCGUCUUUGCCCGGCCCCAGGGCACGCCCAAGAUCCUCACCUCGGGCAGCGGCGUGCCCGUCGAGCAGAAGAGCAACUACACCUUUGACCUCGCGCGCGACGUCCAGGACUUCCCCGUGCUCGUCGUAUCGACGAGCUACGGCACCGCCGAGGUGCGCUGGGACAUCUACGAGGCCGGUGCCGAAGGCUCAACCGAGACAGCCGCCGAUGUGGACGCCAAGCAGUGGGAGUACCCCCCCGUCCCCGGGCGCAACGGGUACGUCGGCUCGGUCGCGGCGUGGACCUUCUCUGGCAAGGCGUCGUACUUUGACCCGGCCCGGGACAACGAGUCCGACGUCUUCGCAUUUCCCAGGUAUAACCUCCCGCGCGACAUUUUUAAGCAGUACAUGUGGCUCGGGCGGCUCGCGACGACCAGCGGGUCCGCGGGCGGCGAGAGCAACGGUAACGACGACGGGUUCCCUGACAGCGCGAACCAGACGGGCAAGAUCCAACCCGGGCGGUACCGGAUGCGCGUCGCAGCGCUGCGGCCGUUUGGAGAGCCCAGCGUCGCUGCGGACUGGGACGUGUGGAGCGCGCCGGUGCUGACGGUUCUGCCUCUGGUCCCCGCUGCUGGUAACUCGACGGGUGUGAUUAGUGCUGCCAAGAGGGCGCUGCGGCCGAGGUUGUAGAUGGUUGAGAAGUAUCCCGGCUGCGCGAGUUUGGACCCCCGGAAUCAGGGACACGGGACAGCCAUCAGGGAUGUGGUGUGACAUCGUCCAGCCACAUGAUGUCUGUCUGACAUGCAGAUUGUAAAUAAGAAUGAAGAUGUACAUUGCAACAUG
This is a messenger RNA of Microdochium trichocladiopsis, 3225 nucleotides long. Its product is annotated as peptidase S8/S53 domain-containing protein. Bases 94 to 3072 code for a protein of 992 amino acids. The transcript has a single exon. The record is from RefSeq and is a predicted model, not a curated record. Gene Ontology annotation, biological process: proteolysis. Gene Ontology annotation, molecular function: serine-type endopeptidase activity. Lineage: Eukaryota; Fungi; Ascomycota; Sordariomycetes; Xylariales; Microdochiaceae.